AUGAACUCGUGGGACGCGGGCCUGGCGGGGCUGCUGGUGGCCACGAUGGGCGUCUCGCUGCUGUCCAACGCGCUGGUGCUGCUGUGCCUGCUGCACAGCGCCGACAUCCGCCGCCAGGCGCCGGCGCUCUUCACCCUCAACCUCACGUGCGGGAACCUGCUGUGCACCGUGGUCAACAUGCCGCUCACGCUGGCCGGCGUCGUGGCGCAGCGGCAGCCGGCCGGCGACCGCCUGUGCCGCCUGGCCGCCUUCCUGGACACCUUCCUGGCCGCCAACUCCAUGCUGAGCAUGGCCGCGCUCAGCAUCGACCGCUGGGUGGCCGUGGUCUUCCCGCUGAGCUACCGCGCCAAGAUGCGCCUCCGCGACGCCGCGCUCAUGGUGGCCUACACGUGGCUGCACGCGCUGGCCUUCCCGGCCGCCGCGCUCGCCCUGUCCUGGCUCGGCUUCCACCAGCUGUACGCUUCGUGCACGCUCUGCAGCCGGCGGCCCGACGAGCGCCUGCGCUUCGCCGUCUUCACCGGCGCCUUCCACGCGCUCAGCUUCCUGCUGUCCUUCGUCGUGCUCUGCUUCACGUACCUCAAGGUGCUCAAGGUGGCCCGCUUCCACUGCAAGCGCAUCGACGUGAUCACCAUGCAGACGCUCGUGCUGCUCGUGGACAUCCACCCCAGUGUGCGGGAACGCUGUCUGGAGGAACAGAAGCGCAGGCGGCAGCGUGCCACCAAGAAGAUCAGCACUUUCAUAGGGACCUUCCUGGUGUGCUUUGCCCCCUACGUGAUCACCAGGCUGGUGGAGCUGUUCUCCAUGGCACCCAUCGGAUCCCACUGGGGGGUGCUGUCCAAGUGCUUGGCCUACAGCAAGGCCGCAUCCGACCCCUUUGUGUACUCCCUACUGCGACACCAGUACCGCAAAAGCUGCAAAGAGAUUCUGAACAAGAUUCUCAACAGACGCUCCAUCCACUCCUUGGGCCUCACCGGUGACUCUCACAGCCAGAACAUUCUGCCGGUCUCUGAGUGA
Messenger RNA from Cynocephalus volans (Philippine flying lemur), 1014 nucleotides. It is a transcript of the gene GPR26, whose product is annotated as G protein-coupled receptor 26. The coding region runs from base 1 to 1014 and encodes 337 amino acids. The record is from RefSeq and is a predicted model, not a curated record. The transcript is spliced from 3 exons. Gene Ontology annotation, biological process: adenylate cyclase-activating G protein-coupled receptor signaling pathway. Gene Ontology annotation, molecular function: G protein-coupled receptor activity. Gene Ontology annotation, cellular component: membrane. Lineage: Eukaryota; Metazoa; Chordata; Mammalia; Dermoptera; Cynocephalidae.